AUGGCUGACAGUGAGUUAGUUGCUCAAUGGGAAAAAGUACAAAUUAAGACCUUUACUAAAUGGGUUAAUAUGCAUCUUGCUAAAAAAGGAAGAAAAAUUAAUGAUGUUACUACUGACUUUAAGAAUGGAGUAGAGUUAUGUGCACUUUUAGAAAUUAUUGGAGAAACAACUAUUAAAUGUGUUACUAAUCCAAAAAUGAGAAUUCAAAUGACAGAAAAUUUGGAUAAAGCAUUAAGAUUUAUUCAAUCAAGGGAUGUUAAAUUAACAGGUAUUGGACCAACUGAUAUUGUUGAUGGAAAUGUUAAAUUAACACUUGGACUUGUUUGGACACUUAUUUUAAGAUUUGCUAUUUCAGAACUUUCAGCAGAAGGAUUAAGUGCUAAACAAGGAUUGUUAUUAUGGUGUCAAAAGAAAUGUGAACCAUAUCCAGUUAAAGUAGAAAACUUUUCAGAAUCAUUUAAAGAUGGUAAAGUUUUCUGUGCUCUUAUUCAUAGACAUAGACCAGAUUUAUUAGACUGGGAAACAGUUGGAGAAGAUGAUAGAGCUAAUUUAGAAAAAGCAUUUGAUGUUGCAGAAAAAGAACUUGGUAUUCCAAAAUUACUUGAUGUUGAUGAUAUUGUUAAUAUGCCAAGACCAGAUGAAAGAUCAGUUAUGACAUAUGUCGCUGCUUUAUAUAAAGUUUUUAGUUCAAAUGAUCAAGUAGAAAAAGCAGGUAAAAGAGCAGGUAAUUUCCUUGAUUUCCUUAGAGCUACAGAAGGAAUGGUUCAUGAUUAUGAACAAAGAGCACAAGCACUUAAAGAUAAUAUUGAAGCUGCUAUUAAUAAAAUGAAUGGAGUUGAACCAUCAGAUGAAUAUCAUCAAAUCAAAGAACAAGUUAAUGAAACUAAAAAUUAUAGAAAAGGAGAUAAAAGAGCAUUUAUUAAAGAACAAGGUGAUCUUGCUACAUUGUUUGGUCAAAUUAAUUCAAAAUUAAGAGGAAUGAAAAGACCAGUUUAUGUUGCACCAGAAGGACUUGAUCCAAAGAGUCUUGAAGGAUAUAUUGCUAAUAUUUCUGAAGCAGAAAGAGCAUUAAGAUCUAAAUUAAAUACUGCUAUGAGAAAUUGUCUUAUUGCACUUAGAAAAGCAUUUGCAGAACCAGCUAAUGCAACAGAUGCAAAGAUUAAUGAAUAUAGAACAUUUGUCACAGAUGAAUCAAGUGAAGCACCAUUAGAAGAACAAGUAGUAACAUUAAAAGCAAAAUUAGAAGAAUUAAAACAAAUUGAAGGACAACUUCCACCAAUUGAAGAAGCAGAAAAAGCAUGUGAAGAUGCUAAUAUUGAAGAUAAUGAAUAUACUGAUGUAUCAUUUGAUGAUCUUCAAUUUAAUUAUGAACAAACAAUUUCUAUGUUUGAAAAGAAGAUUGUUUAUAUUGAAGCUCAAAUUAAUGAAGCUUCUAGUGGAGUUACUGCAGAACAAAUGCAAGAAUUUAAACAAAGCUUUGAUGCAUUUGAUGGAAAUCAUGAUGGAGUUCUUGAUAAACUUGAAUUUAGAUCAUGCUUAAGUUCUAUGGGAUUAAUUGAUAUUGAUUUCACAGGAGGAGAAGAUGCUCAAUAUGAUGCUAUUUAUAAUAAUGUUACAAAAGGAGAAAAUGGAGUUUCAUUUGAUAAUUAUGUCCAAUAUAUGAAAGAAAAGAAUGAUGAAAAUCCAUCACCAGAACAACUUAAUGAAAUUUUCUCUACAAUUGCUGCUGGUAAAGAAAUUAUUACUGAAGCUGAUAUGCAAAAAGCUGGUAUGAGUGCUGAACAAAUUGAAUAUGUUAAAUCUAAUCUUCCACAAAAAGAUGAUGGUUAUGAUUAUGCUGCUUGGGUUAAGACUAAUUAA
Entamoeba dispar SAW760 is the source of this 1860-nucleotide messenger RNA. RefSeq names its product alpha-actinin, putative. Gene Ontology annotation, biological process: actin cytoskeleton organization. The record is from RefSeq and is a predicted model, not a curated record. The coding region runs from base 1 to 1860 and encodes 619 amino acids. Gene Ontology annotation, cellular component: cortical actin cytoskeleton; plasma membrane; cell projection. Gene Ontology annotation, molecular function: actin filament binding; calcium ion binding. The transcript has a single exon. Lineage: Eukaryota; Evosea; Mastigamoebida; Endamoebidae.